UUCCUCUUUUGCUCACUGAUGUGGUUCUUCUUCAGGACGCAGCCUCGGAGAAGUCUGCUCUGUUAGCCUGUCAAAGAAGACCAACGACGCAAACCUUAACAAACUAAUAUGAGCACAGUUUGUUGCUCGUGUUGACUUGUCUUCUGUUAUAAAGACUAAAGUCAGUAGAAACCUCGUGCUGAGCCGUGGAGCUUGUGCAAGACGGCUUCAAUGCAUCCCCUCAUGUAUGUGACUGUGUGUGUAUGAGAGAGAGACGAGAGACAGAAAGUGAAAUGUGUGUGUAGGCGAUGACGGCGAUGUGUGUCUCUGCGCUGUAGCAUACCUGCUGUGUGUGUGUUUGGGCGUGUGUGGUGAGUGUUUCCGUGAUGUCGGGAGACACCAGCACCCUGUCCUGGAGGAGCAUGUCUCCCACCGGCCAGUCAGACAGCUCGGACAUGUCUCCCACGACAACUGUCGGCAGGAACAGCAUCUUGCCGGUGAAGAUCAUCAAAGUGUGUUUCCAUAGCAACAGCUCCAACCUGGGCAAGAACUUCAAACUGGUCCGCUGUGAGGAGGGCAGAACUGUCAGGGAUGUCAUCAGCGUGGUGCUGACCAGCGGCUGUGUGGGUCCGGAGAUAAAACACAGCCUCUGCUACGGCCUCCUCCUCAAACACCUCAAGUCCUCAGAGAUGCACUGGCUGCACCCGGACCUGACGGUGUCUGAACUCACCCAGCGCUACGAACAGCAGCACCUGGAGGCUGAGUGGAGAUAUGACCUGAGGAUCAGAUACAUCCCAUCAGACUUCAUGGAGAAGUUCAGAGACGACAGAACCACUAUGCUCUAUUUUUACCAGCAGGUGCGCAGUGACUACAUGCAGCAGUACGCCUCCAAAGUCAGUGAUGGGAUGGCUCUACAGCUCGGUUGUCUGGAGAUCAGGAGAUUCUGCAAAGACAUGAAUCCAAACGGACUGGAGAAAAAGUCCAACUUUGAACUAUUGGAGAAGGAUGUGGGGCUGGACCUGUUCUUUCCCAGAGAGCUGAUUGACAGCAUGAAGCCCAAGCAGCUGCGACGGCUGAUCCAGCAGACGUUUCAGGGCUACUCGACUCUGAAGCAGGACGAGUGCAUGGCCAAGUUCUUCACCACUUUGUCUCAGUGCUACAGCUUCACAAAGGAGAGCUUCGUCUGCCAGCUGGUGCAUGGCUGGAAUGUAGCAAUAGACCUGGUCAUCGGCCCUGAAGGCAUCAGUCAACAAACUGAGAACUCAGCACCCGUCUGUCUGGCGGUGUUCUCUCGGGUGCGCAGUAUCUCCUGCUCUGCGGGGAAUGACGGUCGGGCCCUGCUCACUGUGCACAUAGAGGGAGCCGAGCAGCCGCUGUCAGUGAACACCUCCUCGCUGGCCGUGGCAGAGAACAUGGCCAACCUGAUUGACGGCUACUGUCGCCUGGACGGCAGCACCGAGAGCUCGCUCAUUAUCAGACCCUGCAAAGGGAGAGACACAAGACUGAAACUCCCCGACAUCCCAAGAUGCGGUGGUUCUAGUGGUCCUGUUAAAAGUUUGGGCUCUGAUAUUUAUGCUGAGAUCCCAGAGGGCACAGCAGACACUGGCGACAAAUACAAGAUAUCCAGAGAUGACGUCGUCGUGCGUCAGAUCCUGGGCGAGGGAUUCUUCGGAGAGGUUCAUGAUGGAGUGUAUAAAAGCUCAACAGGGGAUAUCCGUGUAGCUAUCAAAACAUGUAAGGACUGUUCACCUGACGUGAAGGAGAAGUUUCUCAGUGAAGCUGGUUUGAUGAAGAAUCUGGAUCAUCCUCACAUUGUGCGUCUCAUCGGAGUCAUUGAGGUCGAUCCCGUGUGGAUCGUCAUGGAGUUGUAUGAACAUGGAGAGCUGGGGAACUAUCUCGUGCAGCAGCAGUACAUCUUGACAGGAGCGACGUUAAUCCUGUUCUGUGUGCAGAUCUGCAAAGCCUUGGCUUACCUGGAGGGACUCAACAUGGUGCACAGAGACAUCGCUGUGAGAAAUGUCUUGGUGGCGUCGCCUGAAUGCGUCAAGCUCGGGGACUUUGGCCUGUCUCGCUACGUUGACGACCAGGAGUAUUAUAAAGCCACUGUUAGUCGAUUACCAAUCAAAUGGAUGGCACCUGAAUCCAUCAACUUCAGACGCUUCACCACAGCCAGUGAUGUCUGGAUGUUCGGUGUGUGCGUGUGGGAGAUCUUCUCAAUGGCCCAGCAGCCGUUCUUCUGGCUGGAGAACGGGCAGGUGAUCAACCAGCUGGAGUCCGGAGUUCGACUCCCCAAACCGCAGUUCUGCCCGCCCACCAUCUACUCCCUGCUCACCCGCUGCUGGGCCUACGAGCCGGGGGCCCGGCCUCGCUUCAGCCAGCUCGUCUGCUUGCUCAGUGACAUCCACAGGAUGGAGUUGGAGCAGGAGCAGGACGUGAAGCCGGGCAGGGAACAUGCAUUUAACUCCAACCACACAGACCCUCCACCCAAGCCAUCCAGAAUACAAGGCAACACAAUUCCUCGGGUCUCGCAGGUACAGGCAAGAGAGAGGGAUAACAGGCCAGUGUGGGAGAAAGAGAGAGCACAUGUGGAGAACACUUUACAAAGACAAAGAAGAGAGAUGAUGAUGGAUAAACAAUGGCUGGAACAGGAGGAAAGACAACUGGAUCCAAUUGUGCGACAGGAUUCACAAACCAAGCCUGUCCCACAAAGCCCAGAAAACGGUCCUCCAGAGAAGCCCCCAAUGCCUCCCAUAGUCACACAGCCUCGCCCCACAGCAGAGCUGGACCGAUCGGGCGAUGAGGUUUACACUCGCGUCAUGCUCAUGGUGAAACAGGUGGUCCAGCUGAAGAAUGAUGUCAACACGCUGCCCGCCUCCGAGUAUCCCAGCGCUGUCAAAGCGGUGGGUGUCACUCUUCGUAGCCUGAUCCAAAGUGUUGAUGAGAUCCUGCCCUCCCUGCACAGCUCUGUCACCACAGAGAUCGAGGGCACUAAGAAACUGCUGAACAAAGACUUAGGGGAGCUGAUCAAUAAGAUGCGACUGGCCCAGCAGAACUCUGUGACGUCACUGAAGGAGGAGUGCCUGCGGCAGAUGCUGGCGGCCGCUCACACUCUCGCACUCGACUCCAAAAACCUGCUGGAUGCUGUGGACCAGGCCCGGGUCAGGGCCAACCUGGCCAAGCCCAAACCUGAGACAGAAGAUGCAAAAGACUCAGGUCCACAGAUCCCAGUGUCUCAGCUGCUCAGAGCGCCUGCUGGCCAAUUAACGCUGGAGCUUCAUGAGGAGGAUGGCCCAGGUUCGACGCUGCUGCAGAAGAAAAGAAGUGUGCCUGCCAUGAUCAAGACUGUCGAUCAAAAUGCAGAAGAGCUCAACACGAGAGCCAGACAGAAAAUCAAGUGAGAGUCGAGCAACAGUCGGCGUCAAUCAACCCCCAGGUCCCAGUUUACUGAGAGUCAACCAGGGGCCGAGUCCCUCUCAACCAGACGUUGACUGACAGCAGCUGG
This is a messenger RNA of Toxotes jaculatrix (banded archerfish), 3481 nucleotides long. RefSeq names its product protein-tyrosine kinase 2-beta-like. Gene Ontology annotation, molecular function: protein tyrosine kinase activity; ATP binding. The transcript is spliced from 32 exons. The record is from RefSeq and is a predicted model, not a curated record. Bases 366 to 3377 code for a protein of 1003 amino acids. Lineage: Eukaryota; Metazoa; Chordata; Actinopteri; Toxotidae. Gene Ontology annotation, cellular component: focal adhesion; cytoskeleton. Gene Ontology annotation, biological process: protein phosphorylation; signal complex assembly.